This is a messenger RNA of Ictidomys tridecemlineatus (thirteen-lined ground squirrel), 779 nucleotides long. The record is from RefSeq and is a predicted model, not a curated record. NCBI's taxonomy places the organism in Eukaryota, Metazoa, Chordata, Mammalia, Rodentia, Sciuridae.
CCUCUGAUCCUGUGUCAUUUCCGCCCCUGGCUGAGUUCCAGGCUCCGGCUGGUGCCCCAGCCUCUCACUGCAUUUCACAUGUGUCAGUGCAGAACAAUGGACAGCGGGUCCUCAGUGCUCUCUUGUUGACUGAUGGAGGGACCCACAGGUCAGAACUUCAGGCAGAGUCAGGAAGUUUGCCUGGGAAGUUCUCGGUCCAGAGGUGGAACCUGGAAGCCCAGAUGAUCCUGUCUAAUUCCACGGCGGUGAUGCCCUAUCUGACCACGCUGUGGCGGGAGCUAGUUCAACAGGGCAUCAACGCGUCCAGCCUGGCCCGCAGGGCUCCCGCCCGCGACGACAGCCAGCUGGCCGCGCUCUACAUCCUCAUGGUGCUGGGCUUCUUCGGCUUCUUCACCCUGGGCAUCAUGCUGAGCUACAUCCGCUCCAAGAAACUGGAGCACUCCCACGACCCGUUCAACGUGUACAUCGAGUCGGACUCCUGGCAGGAGAAGGACAAGGCCCUCUUCCAGGCCCGGGUUCUGGAGAGCUGCAGAGCGUGCUACGUGGUGGAGAACCAGCUGGCCGUGGAGCAGCCCAACGCACACCUGCCUGGGCUGCCACCUUCCCCCUGAGCCCCACAGCCUCGCUGGCGCGGGACGAGCCCCCACGACAAUCCGAGUUCUCUCAUAUUCCUUUUUGUCUGGGUGCCAUUGGAUUUCUUUUGCUCUUUUAGGGGUGCAGGGUGGAUUAAUGACACUCCUUUUCUAAAAUCGAAAUAGACCGUCAAUUAUUCCCCAGAA